Rotaria socialis is the source of this 495-nucleotide messenger RNA. The record is from the annotation of a GenBank genome assembly. NCBI's taxonomy places the organism in Eukaryota, Metazoa, Rotifera, Eurotatoria, Philodinida, Philodinidae.
AUGCAUUUUUCAUUAUUAAAUUUGUUUAUUAUUCUUUUCGUUAUAUUAAUUGAGUACUCAUUAAUUAUUCAUACAUAUAAUUUUCAAUGUUUAACGUGCGACAAUUUUAUUGAUGGACCUGGUUGUGGAGAAUAUACACGACAAAUACCAUUAAGAACAUGUAGAACAUUCUGUUAUUUUGCUGUUAUAUAUAAUCGUUCGUUACCAUUAUCUAUACAUCAACGUGAAUAUUCUUCGAAUAUAUUACUACGAGCUAUACGUGAUUGUUCACCUUACGAUGAUAUGACAAUGGAAGGAAAUCAAUUACUUGAAUCGAAAAUAGGCUCCCUCUCAACAUCAUCUAUCGAUAUAAUAACUUUAAAACGUUGCAACAGUGAACAAUGUAAUAAUGAUUUUUAUCUUAAAGCUGAACAAUUUCUUUUAGGUAAAAGUUCAUCCUAUCGGUAUCUAUCAGUUCCAUUUUUGUUUUUACCUUUUGUGAUUAUUUUUUAUUAA